GUUGUUUGCUCGACAACUCAUUCCUCUCUGCUUCAUGGUGAAAGAAACUCUUGUUCUCAUCCACAUUCAUCUGUGAGAUUCUCAGGUUGGGGCUGAGAUCAGCACUCUCUUAGCAGACAUGAAGCUUGUAAUUCUUCUUGCUGUCUUGACAGGGGUGCUGGCAGUCCCAUUCAUGAGAGAGGAACAAGCAAAGCGCUUCAUAAGGCUAAAAAGACAGUCAGGAUACUGGGACCCCCAUAAUUCUCAGAACCAGUGGGGUUAUACCAUCCAGGAGCAGGCAAAUGAGUACUGGACAGCCCUUCGAACAGAUGCCCAGUUCUACAUGGAUAUGGGUAACCUGAUGUUUGACCGCUCUGUGGCCGAUGAGAACAACAGACUGUACAUGGAGAUGUUGCGCAAUACUCGAGCUCACUUGGACAGCCAGACAGGAGGACGCGAAUAGGAGACAAGUCGACAAAUGAAAUGAGGGUUGACAAACAUGAUUAUAAUAUGGCUUAUAGCGGGCUUAUUGGCACAAUGCUUAAUGUUUGGGUUCUAAAUGUGCCCCAUAGAUGCAAAUGAGAGUUAAAUAUGUAUCCAUGUAAUAUAAUUGAUAAUCUAGAUAUAUUGUCAUUUCAACAGUGUCACAUGAAGAUAUAUCUGUUAGAACUUUGCUUGCUAAAAUUGACCAUUGUGUAUUUGAUACCAAAGCAGAAAAACUGUUUAGAUUUGCUGGAAAACAUGCUGA
Molecule: messenger RNA, 727 nt
Organism: Corythoichthys intestinalis (scribbled pipefish)
Lineage: Eukaryota; Metazoa; Chordata; Actinopteri; Syngnathiformes; Syngnathidae
Exons: 5
Coding region: 119-442 (107 amino acids)
Source: RefSeq, a predicted model, not a curated record